Tarenaya hassleriana is the source of this 250-nucleotide messenger RNA. RefSeq names its product defensin-like protein 22. The coding region runs from base 11 to 250 and encodes 79 amino acids. Gene Ontology annotation, biological process: defense response to fungus. Lineage: Eukaryota; Viridiplantae; Streptophyta; Magnoliopsida; Brassicales; Cleomaceae. The record is from RefSeq and is a predicted model, not a curated record. The transcript is spliced from 2 exons. Gene Ontology annotation, cellular component: extracellular region.
AAUAUAAACCAUGGCCAACAUGAAAGUCAUCUCCUUUGCUUUGCUCGUUGCUCUUCUCUUCUUCGCCGAUGUUGAAGUGGCGAUGGGCGAUGAUUCCCUGUGCUGCAACACUCACCCGAAGUUUGGGAAAUGUAAUACAAAUCACGACGAAGAAAGAUGCAACCAGUGGUGUCUCAAAGGUUGUUCGAACCAGAAGGGCGGCUUUUGCAAACACUUUUCUCAUGGCGGGCAAUGCCACUGCUACUGCUAA